Molecule: messenger RNA, 651 nt
Organism: Tremella mesenterica DSM 1558
Lineage: Eukaryota; Fungi; Basidiomycota; Tremellomycetes; Tremellales; Tremellaceae
Exons: 5
Coding region: 1-651 (216 amino acids)
Source: RefSeq, a predicted model, not a curated record
AUGGCCAACGUUACGAUUGAUGAUUCCUCUCCAUACAUAGCUUGGUCAGGUACUGGUUGGGUAGACCAAUCUAAGCAAAUCAUCUCAGAUGAUCUUCAAUCACAAUAUUACAAUCAGACGUAUCAUAUGACGGCGGUACAAGGUGAUUAUGCUUCAUUUAGAUUCAAGGGGGCAAGUGUUUUUGUUUAUAGUGCAAAAUGUAACAUAGAAGGAGUUUACGCAGUCACCCUCGAUGGCGGAAACCUAUUCUCAGGCAACGGAUAUUCCGAUGAUCCAGUAGUCCCAUGGAUAAUGUUUUCCGCCACAGGUUUGACCGAUGAAGUUCACGUCUUGCAAAUCAUCAAUAGGCCUACUUAUGUGGAGUUUAACGCUUUCGGACACAUGGGUCUCGAUUAUAUCGUCAUUGAUGGACAACCCUCGUCUACGUCGAGUUCGGCUUCAGUGUCAAUAGCCAGAUUACCGGAUCUAACGUCGGAUACGGCGAUACAUGAAUUAGGACCAUUCACCAGUACUCCUAACCUCAAACCUACUACUUUCCCUGAUAGUCUCUCUCUCAUGUCCAGUUCCCAACCAUCAGUCAUGACACAUACGUCGCAAUUAUGGUUGCUCUGGAUGGUCGUGGCAGUGUGGUUAUAUGGGAGGAUACGAUGA